Molecule: messenger RNA, 1185 nt
Organism: Capronia coronata CBS 617.96
Lineage: Eukaryota; Fungi; Ascomycota; Eurotiomycetes; Chaetothyriales; Herpotrichiellaceae
Product: AGC/PKA protein kinase
Exons: 2
Coding region: 1-1185 (394 amino acids)
Biological process (GO): peptidyl-serine phosphorylation
Cellular component (GO): nucleus; cAMP-dependent protein kinase complex
Molecular function (GO): ATP binding; cAMP-dependent protein kinase activity
Source: RefSeq, a predicted model, not a curated record
AUGCCCCCAGAGGAGAUCUCGAAAAAUCCAGAGAAGAAGCAGCUGGGCCACUCGUCUCGUCAUCUGAGGAUCACUGACUUUGAAUUGAUGCGAACACUUGGAACGGGUACCUUUGCUCGAGUAUGGCUCUGUCGCUUCGCCAAUCCCGCCCCCCAGGAUCGAGACAAAGUUUUCGCCCUGAAGGUUCUGAAGAAGGUGGAUGUUAUCAAACUGAAACAGGUCGAACACGUUCGCAAUGAGCGAGACGUUCUUGCUGCGGUCGCUGGUCACCCUUUCAUUACCACUCUAAUUACCUCUUUCUCGGACGAAACCUCCUUGUACAUGCUUCUCGACUAUACUCCCGGCGGCGAGAUCUUCUCUUAUCUGAGGCGAGCUCGCCGCUUUCCAGUCGCAACCGUCCAAUUCUACGCCGCCGAGAUCACUCUCAUCCUGGCUUAUCUCCACGAGGUUCAGUUUGUGGCCUAUCGCGACCUCAAGCCGGAAAACAUCUUGCUGGACGUGGAUGGCCACCUCAAAUUAGUCGACUUUGGAUUCGCUAAAUACCUGCCGCCCAUCCAACAACAGACAUCCGCCGAUAAUCAUCCAAUUACUCACGCAAAACCCAGCGGGGAGCAUCCGGAGCCGCAAGCGAGUGGAGCGGGAGUCACCUAUACUCUUUGCGGUACACCGGAAUAUCUUGCACCAGAAGUGAUACGUAACACCGGUCACGGCACAGCUGUGGAUUGGUGGGCGCUCGGCAUUCUGGUAUACGAAAUGCUGAUCGGGCAGCCACCCUUCUGGGAUCAGAAUCCAAUGCGCAUAUAUGAGCAGAUUGUUGCUGGCCACAUCCGCUUUCCGACUUCCCAGCCUUCCUCGCAGGGCCACCGCCCCAGUCUUCAUGUUCCCAGAGCCGCCCGCGAUUUCAUUCUCGCGUUGUGCAAGACAGAUCCCACCCAGCGCUUAGGCCACAUCGCUGGAGGAAGCAAACGAGUCAUGGAGCAUCCCUUCUUCGAUGGGGUGAACUGGGACGACAUCUACUAUAGGAGGAAAAGAGGUCCCAUUAUUCCGAGAGUGGAAUGGGCUGGGGAUGCGGGCAACUUUGACGAGUAUCCGGAUCCUAUCGAGGGCGAAGAAAGUGAGGGGGGAAGAGGGAGGUAUACCGACGAUCUAAGGGCGGAAUGGGAGGAGGCAUUCAAGGACUUCUAG